This is a messenger RNA of Ylistrum balloti, 1362 nucleotides long. Its product is annotated as carboxypeptidase B-like. The transcript is spliced from 11 exons. Gene Ontology annotation, biological process: proteolysis. The record is from RefSeq and is a predicted model, not a curated record. Gene Ontology annotation, molecular function: zinc ion binding; metallocarboxypeptidase activity. The coding region runs from base 1 to 1362 and encodes 453 amino acids. NCBI's taxonomy places the organism in Eukaryota, Metazoa, Mollusca, Bivalvia, Pectinida, Pectinidae.
AUGUACGGGUAUCACGCUACCGUCUGUGUGGUCAUUUUGGCAGUGUUGACCACUGAUCAAGUGAAGGGAACUCGAUAUGAUGGGCAUCAACUUCUUCGAGUUCAUCCCACAACUUCCCGUCAGGUGGAGUUUCUCAGAACACUCCAUGACAACGGAAACCUACAGCUUGAUUUUUGGACAUUUCCUGUUCUUGACCAUGAUGUAGACAUCCGGGUCCCUCCGAGGUCAAGGUCGUACGUGAAACAACUCAUUAAAAACGCGGGACUUUCAGCAAGUGUUGCCAUUGACGAUAUCCAAUCAUCGAUAGAUAAAGAAUUUGAGGACAUGGCCAACGCACGGAUGUCUAGGACUGGUCACGCAACCUACAAUUUUCUGUGUGAUGCUUUCGGUAUCAACUGUCCUGAAGACGAAACCGGAGGUGGUCCUACAACGCCAUCUGGUGAAAUUGUCGGCAUAUUUGCACGACAUAUUGAGAUUGACAACUGGUUGACCGCCAUGGCGUCCGAGUUUGGACAGCUGGCCACGGUGGAAUCCAUCGGCACCUCGUACGAAGGUCGUAAAAUGAACAUCAUCAAGAUCGGCAAAACCUCCCCGAACGUCAAGCCCGUGAUCUGGGUUGAAGCUGGAAUCCAUGCGCGUGAAUGGAUAUCUCCGGCUGUGGCUGUUUGGACCAUUGAUAAGAUGUUACGAAACUACGGUACAGAUGAUGACGUCACAUUCAUGCUGGAUACAUUUGAUUGGUAUUUCCUGCCGUCUGCCAACCCGGAUGGAUACGAAUACACAUUUACAGACGAUCGACUUUGGAGGAAGACAAGGAGUCCACAGGAUCAAGGCUGUAUGGGUGUAGACCCGAACAGAAACUUUGACAUAGAGUUUGGAGGAGCCGGAACAAGUAGCAACCCAUGUUCAAACACAUAUCCUGGUAAAUACGCGUUCUCGGAACCAGAAACUGCCAAUAUCCAGACGUCUAUUAUGAACGUACGUGACCGGGUUGUUGUUUUCCUGUCAUUUCAUGCCUAUUCUCAGCUGAUGUUAACUCCCUAUGGUUAUACGUCCAAUAAACCAUCUGACUACCAAGAAAUGUUACGCGUUGCGGAUGCCAGCAUGGCUGCCUUGAAGGCGGUUCACGGGAAAACCUUUCAAGUCGGCACACCACCAGAAAUCCUGUACGCGGUGUCUGGAGGCACCUAUGACUGGGCCAAGGCGAAAGCUGGGGUGAAAUACUCGUACACGUACGAGCUUCGCCCCGCGACGGCAUCGUCGGCGCAGUCUGGAUUUAUCAUAGGAGAAGAGCAGAUUGUUCCCAGUGGGGAGGAGGUGUGGGCUUCCCUAGUUACCAUCGCUAGGGAGGUCCAACUCUAA